Ilyonectria robusta is the source of this 915-nucleotide messenger RNA. RefSeq lists its product as uncharacterized. The record is from RefSeq and is a predicted model, not a curated record. The transcript is spliced from 2 exons. The coding region runs from base 1 to 876 and encodes 291 amino acids. NCBI's taxonomy places the organism in Eukaryota, Fungi, Ascomycota, Sordariomycetes, Hypocreales, Nectriaceae.
AUGCUGGCAGUUACACUUAGUAGUUACACUUCACAGCCUGACUGCCUCCAUGGUGGUGGUUAUGAAUGCCAUUACUUUGAUGCCGAUUCCAAACACACCGCAUCCACUUCGAGCAACGCCUACAGUGUGCCGUUCAUAUCCAUCGAUCGCCCCUGCUACGGAGGAACCAGUUCCUUUCUCCCUGUCCCGGAAGGAUCAAAUUUUAUAACGGAGACCGGAAUCUGGUUGCACAAAUACAUCCUGCCGACGCUUUGGUCCAAGUUCGGUAUUCCGAAUCAAUGCAAUUGCCUGGUGCUCUUUUGCCACAGUCUGGGCGCAAUGCAUGGGACUGCGGCGGCAGCGAUGCAUGGCCAGGAUGAGAGGCCAUCAUAUCCAUUGGGAGGGCUUAUAUGUUCUGGCAUCGGUGAUGUUUGGCGGCCUCAGAUGUAUGGGAACUCGGUGAGCGAGCCAUAUGACCCUCUGGGUUCAAGCUCGUUUACUCUCGAGGUGAAGGAUGCUCUUAUGUUCCGGCCGGGAACUGUGCACCAGGAUAUCCUCAGGCUCACGGAGCGGCUCGGUUCUCCUGCCCCGCUGGCCGAACUUGCGAGUUUGCCAGCUUCGUGGUUACCUAGUUGGAAAGAAGAGUGGGCAGUGCAUGUCAAGGCGCCGGUCAUGUUCGCCUUGGUGGAACAGGAGCCAUUCUUCAUGGUUUCAGAGGAGCGAGCGAAAGCAUGUGGAGAGGCAUUUUCCAGUAGCUUGCGCGUCGACAGCAGCUUCAUUAUGGGCGCACCGCACUGCAUGGAGUUGAGUUACUGGGCACAAGGGUGGUACGCAAGGGCUUUUGGUUUUGCAAUGGAAUGCUCGGCGCAUGUGGGACUGCAAAGUGAAUGCGAAUAAAGGGCACAUCAACGUAGUCUCGAAAGUAUUUAGCCUCAG